Molecule: messenger RNA, 1724 nt
Organism: Rhinichthys klamathensis goyatoka
Lineage: Eukaryota; Metazoa; Chordata; Actinopteri; Cypriniformes; Leuciscidae
Gene: loxl5b
Product: lysyl oxidase-like 5b
Exons: 7
Coding region: 195-1559 (454 amino acids)
Biological process (GO): peptidyl-lysine oxidation
Molecular function (GO): copper ion binding; protein-lysine 6-oxidase activity
Source: RefSeq, a predicted model, not a curated record
GAGGAAAGGGUUAAGCGCGAAUGUUGCUGACUGUGCACGCGCGCGUGAACUCCCACAGUUCGAUCAAUGUCUGUCCGCUUCUCUUCUGCCCGUUUCUAGAGGCUCGCGGAAGAUUCGGACUAUGCCGUUUACGCACUCCAGAGUCCCACAUCAUCUGUGCUGGGAAACCAUAUCAGUGACUGUCCAGUUUUAAAAUGUAUCUCAAGAUGCCAAACUUGAUUUUAGUUUUAUAUUUACUUCAAGGACUGACUAAUUUUAUCAGCGCGCAAAGUUCCGCGCCCUGGAGGAACCGGAUCAAGUGGGUGAAUAACGGCCAGGUGUUCAGUUUAAUGAGCACCGGCUCUGAGUAUCACGCACCGGUGCCGUCCAGAAGACAGUCCAGGGUUUAUCCGAGCAGAGAUGCUUCCCGGGACAGGACCAUGCGAAUUCGAGUGGAAUCGGUUGAGAGACCCACUAACAGCGUACCGGACAGCAGCACCGCGCUUUUGGGCCCCGACCGCAUGCAGUAUAUAGUGGCCAACAGCCGCGCACCGGGUGCCAGACAAACGCAUGUGCGCCAGAGGCUCAGAAUAGCUCCAGGAGGAACCAGAACCAACGCCACGGUCCUGUCUGAAUACUCAGGUGGAGGAAGAGCCCCUGCACAGGGGGGAAAUACCGCACGGAGGGCGCCAGUGGUUCCCAAUCUCCUACAGCUGAAUCCAACGGAGAAUCCAAACACCUUAAAUUCAGAUUAUGGAAAUAAUGAAGCAGAUCUCCCCAGAGCGCAAGCUCCAAAUGUCCCAGUUGAGCAGGGAACAACGUCUGAAAGUAUGGCAGGAGAUGAUCCACGCAACAGGAAUACCGUCUUCUACAACAUCUAUCCUCCCGGGGGCAGGACGCUCAUUCCCCGCAGACCGCCGCCUGGCACCGGGUAUGGCACCAGAUAUUUCCAGAACGGUCUUCCGGACCUUGUGCCAGAUCCAUAUUCCAUCCAGGCGGGCUCAUAUAUCCAGCGCGUCCAGAUGUACGCGCUCCGGUGCGCGGCGGAGGAGAACUGCCUGGCGCGAUCUGCGUACAGACCCACGGUGAGAGACAUAGACUACAGGGUUCUCCUUCGGUUCCCACAGAAAGUCAGGAACAUGGGAACGACGGACUUUCUGCCGGUCAAACCCAGACAUCAGUGGGAGUGGCACAGCUGUCAUCAGCACUAUCACAGCAUGGAUGCAUUCAGUCACUAUGAUCUCCUGGACAUCAGCACUGGACGGAAGGUCGCUGAGGGACACAAGGCCAGUUUCUGUCUGGAAGACACUGGCUGCGAUCCGGGAUUUCACCGCAGAUACGCGUGCACUGCACACACACAGGGUUUGAGCCCAGGCUGCCACGACACAUACGCUGCCAACAUCGACUGCCAAUGGAUCGACAUCACAGACGUCGCUCCUGGGAACUACAUUCUCAAGGUCACUGUCAAUCCAGACUACCUGGUGCCCGAGUCGGACUUCUCCAAUAACGUUGUGCGAUGUGAGGUCAUUUACACUGGCAUUUACAUCCAAACAAGAAACUGCAUCAUAACUGGGAGUUAAAGCCCUUGGGUCGGGUCAACAAGAUGAUUUUUUUUAAAGGCCUAUGUAAUAGGUUUAACUAUAAUAAUUUAACUUGAAACAUUCCUUAUAGAUGUUGGAAUAAUAUUUAAUGACAAACGUACUGUAUCUAUUUUAUACGAGUUAGCAAGUGUUUUUGUGAUGUUU